Messenger RNA from Anoplopoma fimbria (sablefish), 3174 nucleotides. It is a transcript of the gene plb1, whose product is annotated as phospholipase B1. Gene Ontology annotation, molecular function: phosphatidylcholine lysophospholipase A1 activity; retinyl-palmitate esterase activity; A2-type glycerophospholipase activity. Lineage: Eukaryota; Metazoa; Chordata; Actinopteri; Perciformes; Anoplopomatidae. Bases 1 to 3174 code for a protein of 1057 amino acids. The record is from RefSeq and is a predicted model, not a curated record. Gene Ontology annotation, biological process: phospholipid metabolic process. Gene Ontology annotation, cellular component: brush border membrane. The transcript has 41 exons.
AUGCCCAUACUCUGCUCACCAACACCUGCCCCCUUAUCCCCAUCCUCCUCAGUUCAUACUCUCAGACCUGUUGAUAUCUCAGCUGUUUAUGUCUUGGGAACUCCUCUCUCUCACAGGGAUGAAGCAUCCAGAGUCGUCAGUAGAGUCGCUGAGUUUCUGUCCAUGUUUAACCCUGAAGUGAUCACUCGACAUGUGGAUCCGACCUCAGUGCAGCCCAGAAGCUUGUUGGAGGAAGCUGAGGAGCUGUCUCUCUCCCUUUCAAACCAGGUGACAGACUGGAAGCUAGUGCUGCUGUUUGUCCCGGCUGAUUCCCUGUGUGCCUGUUCACCACAUGUUGCUGCAGAUGUUAAAGCUGUUGUGCAGGAAGUAGAAGCAGCUCUGCAGUUGCUGCAGAAAAGGUUGCAUCACACUUUGGUUCACGUCGUGGUCUGGAGCUCAAAUCAUCAGCAGGACAACAGGUGUCAGUGUAUGAGAGAUGAAAGCAUAAACCAGCGAUUACGUAAAGCAACUCUUCUGAAAACGCUGCAGGACUCUCUAAGUCAUGUCUUGGAAAAUCCAAAGUGGCACAGUGAAAGGGCAGACUUCACUGCUGUGUUACAGUCUGAGCCUGUUAUCCUUCAACCCAUCUCUGAUUCUGAGAACACAUGGUCUGACCUAAACCAACUAGCUGUUCAGCUAUGGACAAACAUGCUUCAGCCAUCGACAGGUGAGGCAGAGGUCAUGGACACAGGUGUCAUUACUUUCCCUUGCCCUAACCAGGAACGACCAUUCCUGCGUACAAAGAAAAAUUCCCCCACUGAAAGAGAGGGCAGAGAUAACAGCAAAGCCUUUACACUAACAGAUCCUGUUAUGGGUACUGAGAUACCUUGCACAGAACACAGUCCAUCUCCCACUACACCCACUUCAGUUCAUGAACUGCGACCAGGAGAUGUCAAAGUGGUGGCAGCAUUAGGCGACUCUCUGACAGCGGCCAAUGGUGCAGGUGCAAAGACAGACAACAUUCUGUUAGUGAUUAAUGAGUACAGAGGACUGUCCUGGAGCAUUGGUGGUAAUGAAAACAUUACCACUGUGACCACUCUGCCAAACAUCCUGAGGGAGUUUAACCCCUCCCUGACCGGCUACUCGGAGGGGAUAGGUAACGAGGACUCUCCUAAAGCCUUCCUCAAUCAAGCUGUGGCAGGAGCCAAGAGUGGUGACAUGGUGCAACAGGUGCGCGUCCUUGUGGACAAAAUGAAAAACCAUUCGGGCAUUGACUUCCACAAUGACUGGAAAGUGAUCACCAUGUUUAUUGGUGGCAAUGACAUAUGUGACUUCUGCACAGACAGUAUUUAUUUCUCACCGAGGAAUGUGGUUGGUCGUAUCCGCCAAGCUCUGGACAUUCUCCAUCGUGAAGUGCCUCGUGCCAUUGUCAAUCUGAUAGAGCUGUUAAACAUUGUACCAUUGCGUGAUCUGCACAACGAUAAAACUCUGGGCUGUCCCACCUGGUUUGUGAGUUUAGUUUGCCCAUGCAUAAUUAAGCCUAAAGAGGGAUCCUCUGAACUCCAGAAGGUCAAAGACAUCAAUGCAGCCUAUCAGCUUGCUAUGAGAGAGCUGAUUGACUCUGGACGCUAUGACACACACGACAACUUCACCGUGGUGCUGCAGCCUUUCCUCAGGGAGGUUUUCCUUCCCAAGUUAGAGGAUGGCCGGCCUGAUCGCUCCUACUUUUCACCCGACUGUUUUCAUCUCAGCCAGAAAGCUCACACUGUCAUGGCUCAGGCUCUUUGGAACAACAUGUUAGAGCCAGUGGGCAACAAGACUUUUACACAUGACUUCUCAGCUGCCAUUGAUCUGAAGUGUCCAUCUGAGACCAACCCAUUUUUUAGGACUGCUGUCAACAGCAACUACACCUUUCCAGGCCCUCCCCCAACUCCUGCUCCUGCUACAAAUUGGGGCAGUGACUUUUCCUGCAUGAACACAGCUCCAUCCAACUCUGUGCCCACUUCAGCUCACAGGUUACGACCAGCAGACAUCAAAGUAGUGGCUGCUGUGGGAGACUCUCUAACGACCGGCUUUGGUGCAAAGGCAAAGUCGCUCCUGCAGCUAAGAACUGAGUACAGAGGGGUGUCGUGGAGCAUUGGAGGAGACAAAACUCUUGAGACUGUCACAACAUUACCCAAUAUCCUUAAGAAGUUCAAUCCUAAAAUCAAAGGGGUGUCAAAGGGACAAGGGACAAGGCAGACUGGCUUCAACAUGGCUGUAACAGGAGCUAAAAUAGCAGGAAUCCCAGGACAGGUCCGACACCUGAUUGAUACCAUGAAGAGUGACUCUACGGUGGAUUUUGAGAACGACUGGAAGCUGGUGACCCUCUUCAUUGGAGGCAAUGACCUGUGUCAGUACUGCAACGAUCGGGUCUCUUUGUCACCUCAGAACUACAGCCAUCAUUUGAUGACAAGCUUGGAUAUGCUUUACGAAGAGGUUCCAAAGACAAUUGUCAACGUCGUGGAGAUCCUAGAAAUUAAAGGCCUUCGCAGGAUCAAAAGGGAUAGUCUCGGGUGCAAUGUGCUACAAAAGUUUGUCUGCCCGUGCUUCUUGUUACCAGGAGAGGAUUCCCCAGAGCUGUCUGAAAUAAAACGGAUCAAUCGAGAACUACAGACUGUGACAGAAAAAUUGGUGGAUGGAAGCCGCUAUGAUGAGAGAGAGGACUUUGCUGUGGUCGUGCAGCCUUAUUUUAGGAACACCAUUGUUCCUUUGAAUGCUGAGGGCAGACCGGACCACUCCUACUUCUCUGAGGACUGCUUCCACUUCAGUGAACGGGGACACGCUGACAUGGCUGCAGCUCUGUGGAAUAACAUGUUGGAGCCAGUGGGUAAAAAGCAGACAUACAACAACUUCACAAAUACCAGAAAUAACAUCAAGUGCCCGACUGAGGAGCAUCCGUACAUCUUCACAAAGGUGAACAGCUUGGCCAGUUCGACCAUCACCACCACCACCUCAGCACCAGCAACCCCCAGCACAGCCGUGCCUUUCACCCCCGACUGCACAGACAAUGUUCCAGUGUGGCUCGCUGCUGUACUGGCCGUUAUAGGUCUUCUGAUUGGCUGGGCUGUCACCUGGCUCCUCCUCUCCUGCAGAGCAAAGAGAAGCAAGCAGAGGAUGGAGGCUGCAGUAAAGAUGACGGGCACUGGGUUUUAA